GUCAUGGAGGGAGGAUUAAGCAAGUAGAUAGCGGGGAAGGGGGUGUCAGGUAAACAUCCUUGUUAAAACAAAAGACCCUGUGAAAUACCCCACCACAAGACAUCCUGUUUCGUGCUUCACUCCCCCCACCUGAACACGAGCACAACGCAUGAUCGCCAGAGGAAGUAACGACCCCCUCCUCAGCAAUGGACUGCGCAGCCUCAGACGACUCGACAAGUCCCAACAAGCCGGAACUUGAAUGCUAUAAAACAGAGACUCUGGAAAGGGAAGUUGCAUGCUGUGGUGGAGCGGAGACUCCCCAGCCGUCCAGCGCUGUUUUGCUUGUGCCUGCUUACUUGAUUAAUAAAAUAUUUUGCUAGACCAAGAUAUUUGUAUGGUCUCGCUUAUAACAAAUUUGGUGCCGUGACUCGGAUGAAGGUGGACUGACUGGGAAUCCCUUCCAGGGGAGGCGCCCCGCCGAUUUCGGCGGCCACGGAACGGGAAAUCCCGCUCAAGCCCUUCACCGACGAACCCAAAAUUAGGCACAAGCAAAUAAAGCUGGCAAAACCCCAAGUAAUCUUUGUGCACGAAGACCGAAUGAAGACUCAGGAUUGAGUAAGUAUAGGCCGGUGAUCCAUUCGGUUGGGGUUGGUGAUCCCGGAGCACAACGAACGAGACGUCCAAUCGCGGACGAAGCGAGUGCGGACCCCUCUGUAGUGCGGUUCCCACAUCCCGCGAGGGACUGGGCCACGAAAAGGGGGAGUGUGUGAGUGUGUGUGUGGUGCUUUGGAAGAUGGGGCAGAAGAAAAGUAAGCCUUCUGACUCCAUGGGAGGGGGACGUAGCGGUGCAGCAAUACCCUCUAUUCCCCCCGAUAGUCCGUUAGGUUUAAUGAUUAAGCAUUGGGAUAAAUCCCCUUCUAGGCGGGGAAAGAGUAAAGUUAAAAUGAUUCAUUACUGUAUUGAAGUAUGGGGUAAUAAGCCCAUAAAAGGGGACAGUGUUUUCUGGCCCCCACUUGGUUCCUUUGAGGAUUGGGUAUGUCAGGCUCUUAACACCUAUGUAAAUUCUAAAGAACCUUUUAGUUUGGAGGAAAGCGAGCAUGUGCACCUCUGGAUAAAUUCAGAUAUAAGGAUGCAUUUAUAUCCACUAAAAGAAAAAGGAGGGCGGGAUAAGAAGAAGAGAGACUUAGAAGUCCUAACAUCGCCCCCGCCCUAUGUACCACCGCCCGCGCCAACGGCCCCUGUCCUUAAUGGACUUUCUGAACCAACAAUGUCAGGAGAAUCAGAGUCAGAUAAUGAGGUACAAGGGCCAAUAACUAGAAGUAGGGCAAGAAAUCAAAAAUCUGACCUAGGAGAAGGAUUGUAUCCGUUGCGAGAAAUAGCAAUGGGAGGACCCCAGCCAGGGAUGGGAUAUGUAGCUGUCCCCCUUAAUUCAGGGGAUGUUAAAGAUUUUAAGAAAGAAAUGGGAAACUUGUUGGAAGACCCACUGGGAGUAGCAGAACAGGUAGAUCAAUUCCUGGGUCCAAAUAUAUAUACCUGGGAGGAAUUACAGUCCAUCCUGGGAAUCCUCUUUACAUCAGAAGAAAGAGGAAUGAUUCGGCGCGCUGGUAUGCGAAUUUGGGACCAGCAGCACCAGCAAGGUCCGGCUGCAGAUAUUAAAUGGCCAAUGCAGUCGCCAAAUUGGAAUAAUCAGGAUCCCGUACACCGGGGUCACAUGCAAGAUCUGAGAAUUAUUAUAAUUCAAGGGAUACGGGAAUCAGUCCCCAGAGGACAAAAUAUAAACAAAGCCUUUAACGAACAGCAAAAGAAAGAUAAAACCCCAACGGAAUGGUUAGAGAGGCUAAGGAAAAGUUUGCAACUAUAUAGUGGUUUGGAUCCAGGAACCCCGGUAGGGGAAGCGUUACUUAAAACUCAGUUUGUGGCCAAGUCCUGGACAAAUAUCAGGAAGAAGUUAGAAGAGAUUGAGGAUUGGCAAGACAGAGGCUUGGAUGAGCUUCUGAGAGAGGUACAGAAAGUGUACGUUAGAAGAGAAGAUGAGAAGGAGAAGAAACAGGUGCGAAUGAUGGUAGCUGCAGUACGAGAAGGGAAGAGAGAAAGCGAACUAAAAAGAAGGCCUGAAUCAACACCCGGGAGAUUCAGGAAGGGAGGAAAAGAUAAUGUGGGGCAAAGAGAUGUGACCUGUUUCUACUGCAAUAAGAAGGGUCACAUGAAAAGGGAAUGCAGACAGAGAAAAGAGGAUGAAAGGAUGUUUAAAAGUGAAUAGGGGUGUCAGGGGCUCUACUUGCUGGGGAUCCGGAAAAAGAAUGAGCCCUUGAUAAAGUUGAAAGUGGGUCCCCAGCGCGAGGAGGUAGAAUUCCUCGUAGAUACAGGGGCUGAAAGAUCAACAGUCCAAACUCUACCCACAGGAUGUGAAGCAUCCUCAGAAAAGGUACAAGUAAUAGGAGCAAAAGGGGAGCCCUUUGGGGUUCCUGUCAUAAAAGGAGUUGUGAUUGAAUCGGACUCCAAGCUAGGCAUUGGAUCGUUGCUCCUAGUACCAGAGGCCGAAUAUAACUUACUGGGUAGAGAUUUAAUAAUAGAAUUGGGAAUAGGAUUAGAGGUAGUAGGUAGAAAAUUGGAAAUUAAAUUGUGUCCUCUCCGGAUAGAGGAUGAGGAAAAUAUUAACCCUGAGGUUUGGUACACUCCUGAGAGUGUGGGCAAACUAAAUAUAAAACCCUUUAAGAUAACCAUAAGUAAUCCGGAAGUGCCGGUUAGAAUAAAACAGUAUCCCUUGUCCGAAGAAGACAGAAAAGGAUUAAAACCUGAAGUUCAACGGUUAUUACAACAAGGCUUAUUAGAGCCCUGUAUGUCUCCCUUCAAUACGCCUACCCUACCAGUAAAAAAGAAAGAUGGUAAAUACAGGUUAGUACAUGAUUUAAGGGGAAUUAAUAAGAGAACUGUAACUAGAUUCCCGGUGGUAGCAAAUCCGCAUACUCUGUUGAGCCAAUUACACCCAGACGAUAAGUGGUACAGCAUUAUAGAUUUGAAAGACGCAUUUUGGGCAUGCCCCUUAGACAAAGGAUCUAGGGACUAUUUUGCCUUCGAAUGGGAGGAUCCUGACACCCGAAUAAAACAGCAAUUAAGGUGGACAGUUCUCCCCCAGGGAUUCACAGAAUCUCCCAAUUUGUUUGGGCAAGCUCUUGAGCAAACUUUACAGGGAUACAACAAAAUACCGGGAACUACAAUGAUACAGUAUGUAGAUGAUUUGUUGAUAGCGGGAAAGGACGAGGACACCGUAAGACAAGCUAGUAUAAGUUUAUUAAAUUUUCUGGGGUCACAGGGAUUAAAGGUGUCCAAGUCAAAAUUGCAGUUUGUAGAAGAAGAAGUAAAAUAUUUGGGUCACAUAUUAAAUAAAGGAACAAAAAGGUUAGACCCAGAAAGGGUCAAGGGAAUAUUGGCUUUAAAGGCCCCAACCACCAAGCGGCAAGUAAGGCAGUUAAUAGGGCUAACUGGAUACUGUAGGCAAUGGAUAGAGGACUAUAGCGGGAAAGUUAAAUUCUUAUACAAUAAAUUAAAUAAGGAUGGGUUACUCAAAUGGACAGAAGAAGACGAGGGGCAACUAGAAAAAUUAAAAAAAGAACUUAUGCACCCCCCGGUUUUGAGUCUCCCGGAAUUAAAGAAACCAUUUUUCCUAUUUGAAAAUAGUACAGAAGGAAUCGCUUACGGUGUGCUUGCCCAGGAGUGGGCAGGGAGUAAAAAACUGGUGGCUUAUUUGUCAAAAUUAUUGGACCCCGUUAGCUGGGGUUGGCCUGUUUGUUUACAAGUGGUAGUAGCAGCUGCCCUGUUAGUAGAAGAAGCUCAAAAGGUUACUUUUGGAGGUGAAAUUAAAGUUAUAUCCCCCCACAAUAUACGUGGGGUGUUACAACAAAAAGCUGAAAAAUGGAUUACAGAUGCAAGGUUGCUGAAAUAUGAGGGAAUUUUGAUAUCUUCACCCAGAUUAACACUAGAAACAACCUGAGUGCAGAACCCCGCCCAAUUUCUUUAUGGUGAACCGAGUGAGCAACCCGAACAUGACUGCCUUAGAAAUAUAGAAGAGCAGGUAAAAUUAAGACCUGACCUGGAAGAUGUAGAAUUACCCUUAGGGGAACGGAUAUAUGUAGAUGGAUCCUCAAGGGUAGUUGAAGGGAAAAGAAAAUCAGGAUAUGCAUUGGUUAAUGGAAAAACAUUCGAGGUAAUAGAGUCAGGCCCUCUGAGCCCGAGUUGGUCAGCACAGGCCUGCGAGCUAUAUGCAAUGCUAAGAGCCCUGAAGCUGCUAAGGGAUAAAAGCGGAACAAUAUACAUGGAUUCUAAAUAUGCAUAUGGAAUAAUUCAUACCUUUGGGAAAAUAUGGGAAGAAAGGGGACUAAUUAAUUCUCAAGGGAAAGGACUGGUUCACGAGGAGUUAAUUACCCAAGUCUUACAGGCUGUAUGGGAACCAAAAGACAUUGCUGUGGUACAUGUUAAAGGACAUCAGAAGGGAACAAGCCCUCAAAUUAGGGGAAACAAUUUGGCAGACCAGGAAGCGAAACGGGGAGCACUCAUGUGUGAAUAUGAGGUGACAAAAAGGGCUGAUUGCCCGAACUGUGGAAAGGGGGAGGAUUUAAAGAAAUUUCCGUGCUAUGAUUGCUGGAGUGAAUGGGGAGUUGAUGGGAUUGAAUGCAAUUGUUCUGAGGAAGAGAGCCCGCCUUAUAAAAACUGCUACAAGUGCGGGCCGGCUAACUCCCUGUGGUCAAGUGGACCCAUUCCCCUCCCCCUGCUCUGUUUCACUACCGCAGAAAAGGACAAGAUGAUACAAAUGGGGAUUCGAGAACAUGAUAAAGGAAAGUGGGUACUGCCUGAUGGACGGGAAAUAUUACCAAAAUCAGUAGCUAUGAGGGUGCUACGGAGGUUUCAUGAACAGACGCACUGGGGAACUCAGGCAUUGGUGGAUCAGUUCGCCACAAAUUAUAUGUGUAUAGGAAUUUAUAAUAUAGCAAAAAGGAUUGUAAAUGACUGCAUAACUUGUCGAAGGGUAAAUGCUCAACACAUGAGAAAAAGGGUCCCGGGAGGACGAGAAUUGGCUCAUCGGCCUUUUGCAAAGAUUCAAUUGGACUUUACCGAACUCCCAAAAACAGGACGACAUAAAUACUUAUUGGUCAUUGUAGACCACCUCACAAAUUUUGUUGAAGCAUUCCCUACGGCAAGGGCUACAGCUCAAACCAUAGUAAAGAUAUUACUAGAAAACAUCAUACCCAGAUACAGGGUAAUAGAAACAAUUGAUUCCGAUCGAGGCCCACACUUUGUGUCAAGAGUGUCCCGAGACACUAUGAAGACUCUGGGAAUUAAGUGGGAAUAUCACACUCCCUGGCAUCCUCAAAGCUUGGGGAAAGUAGAACGAAUGAAUGGGGAAAUUAAGAGGCAACUUACUAAGCUUAUGUUAGAAACAAAGACUUCUUGGAUAAAAUGCUUACCACUAGCCUUGCUAAAUAUACGUACUAAACCCAGGACAGAUCUGGGAAUCUCACCCUUUGAAAUGCUAUAUGGCAUGCCUUAUGAUUUAGAGGUACCUCUCGAUCACCCUCGCUUGCAGGAUGAUCAAAUCAAGCCUUACUUAAUACAGCUAAUGAACCGGAGAAGGGAGUUACAGAGGAAGGGCUUAAUUGCGCAGCGCCCUCCGUUAGACAUGGCAAUACAUAACAUACAGCCAGGUGAUAAAGUUUUAGUCAAAACAUGGAAGGAGGCUUCAUUAACACCACAAUGGGAAGGCCCCUAUGUUGUUUUACUCACUACAGAAACGGCAAUACGGACUGCAGAAAAAGGAUGGACACAUGCCAGCCGUGUGAAAGGACCCAUUCGUGAUGAGAAGUGGGAGGUUGCUCCAGGUGCUGGAGAUCUAAAGCUCACUCUACGACGAGCCCGAUAGGUAUUUUUGUGUACUGUGGGUGGAAGCAGAGACCCUAAUAAUAAAAGACCCCUGAAGAACACUACUGCUGCCGAGAAGAACCCAAACCUCGUAGUUGGCUGCAACCCAACUGACGAGCGAGGCAGAGGAGUGAAUAGUGGGGAGAAAAUAGAAGAAAAUGGGUCUCGGCCGUCCCUUACAGUACAUAGGGAUCCUUGUAAUGCUCGCAACUUGUGCGGCAACGCAACAUCACCCGCAUCUGCCCUUCAAAUGGAGCCUGAUACGGUGGGACGAUGCCUCCAUCGUACAAGAAAUCACCACGGCUGGCGCCCCCAGUUUUAAGACUGACCUUUGCAAUAUAACAAAUCUUGGUGCAGCUGGGGGCGCCAUGUGUAAUAAUCAGUCGGAUUUCUAUUUUUGUCCGGCCUCAAAUCCAGGGAGAGGUUACUGUAACUUCCCAGCCCACUAUUAUUGUGCUCAUUGGGGUUGCGAAACUAUUGCAUCGGCUUGGAAUCCGGGGGCGGGUAAAGAUAAAUACCUUACUGUGCAAUUUGGACCCAAGGGUUGUAAGACAUAUAGCAGUUCUGGGCAUACUGUCCAGCUUGGACGUAGAGGUAGUCCGUCCUUCCAUGGAAAUUGCACGUUCCUGUGGAUGAAUGUAACUAAUCCAGAUGAUCCCGGGUGGAUCACGGGAAAAACAUGGGGAGUAAGAUAUUACGAGAGUGGGGCCGACAGGGGAGGACUCAUUUUAAUUAAGAAAGAAAGGCCACCCGAAACACCCCGACUUGUCGGACCCAACACAGGAUUAUCGAAAAAGAAUCUAGAGAUCCAGAGUACACCGGGCCCCGUGCAACUUACCAAAAGUGUGAGCGUAAGAAACACUUUCCUCAACUUUGUUCCCUAGCAUUACUAAAGGUAACAUAGCUGCACCCGUGAGUGGGAUGUGGAAAGUCAUAAAUGCUAGCUUUCAGGUACUGAACCAAACUAAUCCCGAUAUAACUGAAGGAUGCUGGCUGUGUGUAAGUGUUAAGCCUCCAUAUUAUGAAGCUAUAGGAGAUAUGGGAAGGCCUGAAUACUCAAAUGAGACAAAUCCUUCCAAGUGCAACUGGGGUCAGGAGAUUGGAAUAACUUUAACUCAGGUUACAGGAAAAGGCAGAUGUAUAGGCAUAGUUCCAAGAGGGAAAAGUGAUUUAUGCAACACCACUGAGAGCGGGAAUCAAUUACAUAAGUGGUUAAUUCCUGCAAAUAACACCAGAUGGGUGUGUUCAUCUCUGGGGGUCACUCCGUGCCUAUCUUUAAAAUUGUUUAAUACCUCUCAUGAUUUUUGUGUACAGGUGGUCAUUUUACCAAGGAUUUUGUAUCAUACUGAAGAGUACAUGUACACUCAUCACACGGUAGCUGAAUACCAUCUAGUAAGGAGGGAGCCUAUUACGGCUGUCACCUUAGCCACUCUAAUGGUUCUUGGGGCUGCAGGAGCAGGGACUGGAAUUGCCUCCCUGGUAAAACAAAGUCAAGAAUUUACCUCUCUACGCAUUGCCGUGGAUGAGGAUUUGGCCUGUAUUGAACAAUCUAUAUCGGCCUUAGAAAAAUCUGUUAGGUCCCUAUCCGAAGUAGUACUCCAAAACCGUAGGGGAUUGGAUUUAAUUUUCCUACAACAAGGAGGACUGUGUGCAGCCCUACGAGAGGAACGUUGUGUAUAUGCUGACCACACUGGGGUGGUGAGAGUUACAAUGACUAAAUUGCGGGAAAGGUUAGAAACACGCAAGAGGGAAAAUGAGGCUCGUCAGAAUUGGUAUGAAUCCUGGUUUAAUUACUCACCUUGGUUAACUACUUUGUUAUCAACUAUGGCUGGACCGCAGUUGUUACUAAUCAUUGUAUUAACUUUUGGACCAUGUAUAUUUAAUCGAGUGAUCAUGAUUGUAAAAAGUCGUUUAGAAGCUGCUUAUCUCAUGCUUGUUCGUGCAAAAUAUGAAUCUCUAGAACAAGAAGAUGAUAUAGAGACCUUGAUGCUAAGUAAACAAAUGCUCCAAAAAUUCAGUGAACAAAAUAAGUAAGAAAAAGAAAAA
This is a messenger RNA of Grus americana (Whooping crane), 7938 nucleotides long. RefSeq lists its product as uncharacterized. Lineage: Eukaryota; Metazoa; Chordata; Aves; Gruiformes; Gruidae. The record is from RefSeq and is a predicted model, not a curated record. The transcript is spliced from 2 exons. Gene Ontology annotation, biological process: virion assembly. The coding region runs from base 773 to 2239 and encodes 488 amino acids. Gene Ontology annotation, molecular function: zinc ion binding; nucleic acid binding.